This is a messenger RNA of Prorocentrum cordatum, 3531 nucleotides long. The record is from the annotation of a GenBank genome assembly. NCBI's taxonomy places the organism in Eukaryota, Dinophyceae, Prorocentrales, Prorocentraceae.
AUGGAGGAGCUGCGCGUGUCGAUGGAGGCGCUGAACGCCCGGCUGCAAGCACAGGAGAACGUCGUGCAGCAGCUCCAGGGCGAGAGGCAGCAGCUCCAGCAGGAGCUCCAGCAGGCCAGGCAGGCGCCUCGCGUGGAGCCGGCGCCACCUCCGAGCGGGAUGGUAGACACCAGAGUGAUCGGCAAGCCGGGCGAGUUCGCGGGCGACGUGACGAAGUUCGCGGACUGGAGCUUCAAGAUGAAGUCCUACUUCGGUGCCGUGGACCACAGGUACCAGGGCAAGCUGAUGGAGGCAGAGCAGUCGCAGGUCACGAUACGGAACGCCACGAUGGAGCCGGACUGCCACAACGCGGGGGUGAACGAAGGGUUCGAAGCGUGGCGCCAGUUCGUGCUGGAGUGGGGGCCGAAGCUGAGGAGCCGGUUCGUCGGUCUUCGCAUGCAGGCGAUGGCUUACAAGUUCACGGGAGACAUUCCCAGCGCUCUCGCAGCCUUCGAGCGCCUCGUGCGGGACUACGAGAGCCAGUCCAACAAGAAGAUCGACGACGACGAUAAGAUCGGCGUGGUUCUGCUGGGCAUGGAGGACUCCAGGGUCAAGCAGCACUUGAUUCGGAACAGCGCCGGCCUCGACACGUGGCCCAAGAUGCGCGAGGAGAUCUUGGAGAUCACCCGGGCCCAACAGUACGUCGACUCGCAGCCGACGCCCAUGCUGCUCGGAGCCAUCCCUCGGGGAGGCAAGGACCCCAAAGGCGGGAGGCCGAAAGGGGGCAGGGAUCCCAAGGGCCCCGGCAAGAAAGGCAAGGACAAGGGAGGCAAGGCCGACGGCGGGAAGAACCAGAACGUCGAGAAGGAGUGCUUCUACUGCAGGAAGAAAGGCCACGUGAAGGCCGAGAGCAGGAAGAGACAGCGAGACCUCGCCGCAGCGGAGAACAGGCGGGGGCCUCCAGACACCGCCAGGACAGCCACUGUCGGCGCUGCUGCAGAGCCAGCACACGUCGACCUUCGUCCUCUAGGAGCUCUGCCCACCGCCGCAGCAAGCAGCGGCAGCGCAGCGGCCAUACUGGUCCGCGACACGGACAGACCCGUCCCAGUGCUGGCAGCGACACGGACGGACACGAAGUACCUCAUGAUCGACACGUGUGCUGGGGCGAGCGUGUUCCCACGAGGAUUGGGCCCAGCAGCCGAGGACGAUUCGCCAGUGGGCCCGGUGCGGCUCGCGACGGCGACGGACGACCCGGUCGUCGGCGACAAUGGGAAACAGCCCCGCUUCGGGCUGCAGGACGGCCGGCAGGUCACGGUGAGGUACAACGAGGCCGAGGUGAAGUUCCCGAUCGUGAGCGUCGGGGAGGCGGCAGGCCAGGGCACUUGGUUCCUCUUCGGCCCGGGUCAUCAGGUGAUGCUGCCCAGCGAGGCGUCUCCGGACCUCGAGCGGAUCUCUCAACUUCCCAACGCGGUGAACUUGGAGAAGCACCGCGGGGUUCAGCAGGCGCCGGUGCAGGCUCCAGCCCAGGAGCCAGAACAGGAGGCAAGGGCCUCCGGCAGCGGUCUGGGCGCGGGCAGCCCCGCCCCGGCGCAGCUGCGGGAGAGCGAGGAGAGCCGUGCAGUUUCGCACGAGAAGCUCCCUCCAGAGGUGUCGAAGUUCGAGUUCGACACCCACCAGAUCACGCACUUGCCGUUCCGCUCGUGGUGCCCCCAUUGCGUAGUGGGCAAGGCCAGCGACGACGCCCAUCACCCGCGCCCUGACGCAACCAAGGGCGAGGCUAGGUUUGCCAUGGAUUACUUCUUCCUGGUGAGGGCCGUCGACCCGCAGCGGUUAAAGUCCGUGCUCAACUGCCUGGACAUGCUCAGCGGCGCCGUCUUCGCAGCGAUGGUGGCUCUGAAGUACACGGGCCGGGCGCGCGUGGCGAUCCUCUGCGACCAGGGGAACGCCGUCAAGAAGCUUGCCGACGACGUCCGGGACAGCCGCGCCCACGAGACAUCGCUGCUGAACACCCCGAAGGGGUCCAGCGCCAGCGAUGGAGGCAUCGAGCGGGCGAACUACGAGGUCGAGAAGCAGCUCAGGACGCUCCGGUCGCGUUUCGAGCAGUGCUACAACCUGACGGUGGGUUUGGAGCACAAGAUCUUGCCGUUCAUGGUCAGGCACGCUGCCUGGCUCCUGACUCACUUCCAGGUGAAAGCAGACGGCGCGGAGGAUCCCGAGUAUCCCAACUUGGACGUGCCCUCGGGAUUUCGUGCCGCAGCCGAGUUGGACAACUCGGAGUGGACCCAGCAGAUCAUCGACUGGGGGCGGACGUACUACGGGGUCAAGAGCGGCAAGGCGCUGGACAAGCAGAAGGUGUACGAGGGGCGCGUCCGCGAGCUCGAGAACAUGGAGAGGCUCGGCGUCGUCGGGCCGAUCUCUAUCGCGGAUGCUCGUUCGCUCGGCCUGGAGAUCGUCUAUUCCAAGUGGCUGGAGGACGAGAAGCCGACCGCCGAGGACGAGAAGGCGGUGAGGUGCAGGCUCGUGGCGACGCAGGUGAACACUUACAACCGGGAGGACGUGGCCCAGGCCACGCCGCCGAUCAAGGCGUCCAGGAUGAUCGUGAGCAUGGCUGCCACGAAGACCAAUGCCAAGGGGCAGCGCGACUGGUUGAUCGGCCGCCACGACAUCCAAGUGGCAUUCUUCCACGCCGCUGGGUCGGGGAAGGUGGUGAUCAUUCCGCCUCGUGGUCUGGCGCCUCCUGGUGUGGGCUGGCGAGCUCUGAAGGCCAUGUGUGGGGCGCGCGAGGCCAGCAAGUGCUGGGGCAACGAGGUCACCGACACCAUGAAACUCGAGGGCGCCAGGCAGGUCGUAGUGGUACCCAUGAUGUUCGUCUACGACAGCUUUGGGUACGUCACGUGCUGCCACGGCGACGACUUCCUGACGGCAGGCGCGGCUUCCACCCUCGACGAGAUCGACCGGGUGCUGACGAAUAACUUCGAUGCGAAGAUCUUGCCUCGGCUCGGACCGCCGGCGCACGGCGGCGAGGUAGCUGAAGGGCAGCACCUAGGGGGGGCGAUCCGCUGGACACCUGAGGGUUUCGAAUGGGAGGCCAAUCCCAAGCAUAGGGGGGAUCUCCUGAGCCUGGCAGGGCUCAAUAAGGACCCGAAGGGUGCACCGACGCCGUCGUCUAAGUCGACCGCGGCCGGCAGGCGCGACAGGGACGACGACAUGGAGGGCAAGGCCGCGACGAGCUUCAAGCAGGGCGCCGGCGCCGCGCUGUACCUGUCCAUCGACCGCCCAACCAUCCAGUUCGCUACGUCGCAGGUGAUGGCCGGGAUGGGCAUGCCGAAGGUGUUGCACGGCUUGCAGCUGCAGCGCGUGACGCGCUACGUGCUCAAGCACCCGACGGAGGUGUGGCUUUUCAGGUGCCAGAAGGAGCCCGGCGGUCUGUGCGUCUACACGGUCUGGCAUUUGGCGAUAAAGGAGCUGUGGGUGCAGGAAGCGCUGAGGAACAAGGAGUUCGAGCUCGCCAUCGUGGACGCGCUCCUGAAUUGGGGCGACAUCGGCGCGAAG